AUGACCAGACUCAUGUUCUCGAACGAACAAGCAGUUCCGGCUGUACGCCAGCAGAGGCGUCAGAUCCGCCAGUCCCUGGCAUGGAGCGGGUUCACUUACCAGAUGCAGGAGGAGGCGGACAAGGCCCUGCGGUUGUGCAAAGUUGGUCUCAUGGGACCGGGACAGCAUUGUGCCACCCACGUGAUCCCUACCGACCUCACCAUGUGGACCCACAGCGAUGCCGGUCAGCCGGAGUGGGAGGAGAGUCAGCGUGUGUUGGACGUGCAGGGCCCAGAGAUCGGAACACCUGGAGACUUCGGCGAUCGGUAG
Molecule: messenger RNA, 309 nt
Organism: Guillardia theta CCMP2712
Lineage: Eukaryota; Cryptophyceae; Pyrenomonadales; Geminigeraceae
Exons: 3
Coding region: 1-309 (102 amino acids)
Source: RefSeq, a predicted model, not a curated record